UAGGAAAUAGUAGCAUAUGAAAACAAUAUAUAGUUGUCAAUUAAUAAUUUAUCAAUUUGUCAUAAUAUUUUGAAAUAAUAAAACGAUAAGUUCAGUAUAAGUAUUUUGAUCUGAACAUUUGGUGACCCCGACUAUUAUGGAUACCAAGAAAAGAACCCAGAGAAGUAGUGCUGGUUUAAAUGAAAGUUUAUCGCAAGAUUUUGUAUGGCCCAAGAAAUUUGGAGAGAAAAAGGUGCCUCUGCAAGAACAGGCAGCAAAAUCAGUCGACGAUAAUUGUUUCAGUAAACCCAUGAAUGGAAAGUCUUUAAAUGAAAAUAAGUAUUCAGAAAAUCGGCUCGUAACAAGUGUCACUCAUGACAGACAAGAAGAGAAGAAAGAAAUGAGAUUAGUUGGAUCAGUAAAAAGAGUUAUAGGCAAAAUUUUAUAUCAGCAAAAUUUAAGAGAAGAAACUUUGCUCACAUUCCUCGCAGAAGCUGAAUAUAUUGUGAACUCAAGACCCUUGACGAGAGUAUCUUCAGAUCCAGACGAUUUGGAAUCAAUUACACCAAAUCAUUUUCUUUUUGGAUCUUCUGAUGGUUUGGGACCCCCACUACCGCAGAUGAUGGAUGGAAGAAUAAUUCGAAAGGAAUGGGAAAAAUCACGAGCCCUGACAGAGUCAUUUUGGAAUCGUUGGGUUAAAGAAUACCUGCCAACUCUUACGAAAAGAAGCAAAUGGACAAACGAUCAAAAACCAAUUGAAAUCGGAGAUAUAGUAUUGAUAGUAGAUGAUUCAAUGCCUCGAUUCAAUUGGAAAUUAGGAAAAGUUAUCAGAACGCAUCAUGGCAUCGACAACAGGAUAAGAGUUGUAGAUGUGAAGACGGCCACCCAAGAAUAUCGUCGACCAGUACAUAAAAUUUGUCGUUUGGAAAUUCAAUGAUAAUUUUAUGCUGGGCUGGAGAAAUGUUGUGGUCGGAACUAGGAAAUAGUAGCAUAUGAAAACAAUAUAUAGUUGUCAAUUAAUAAUU
Molecule: messenger RNA, 1004 nt
Organism: Coccinella septempunctata (seven-spotted ladybird)
Lineage: Eukaryota; Metazoa; Arthropoda; Insecta; Coleoptera; Coccinellidae
Exons: 3
Coding region: 137-916 (259 amino acids)
Source: RefSeq, a predicted model, not a curated record